Messenger RNA from Microthlaspi erraticum, 2058 nucleotides. NCBI's taxonomy places the organism in Eukaryota, Viridiplantae, Streptophyta, Magnoliopsida, Brassicales, Brassicaceae. The record is from the annotation of a GenBank genome assembly.
AUGGUGUACGUAGCGGCUGUUUACGGGAAAUGGGAGAGGAGAGAGCAAGGGACUUGGUUCUUCGUAGUGGAUGACGACAAGGGCGGUAGACUGUUCUCAUUGAGAGAUGGUUGUACCCAUGGCGAGCUUGUUGAAAUGGCAAACGAUGAAUAUGGGGUUGAUUCGAAUUCUGAGCUUAUUGAGGUUUCGUACCCACUUCCAGCUGAUAUUAUCCAGGGGGUACCUAUCGAUUCUCCUCCUACGUUUGUAACGACUGAUAGGCAAGUUCAAGUCUUGGUAGAACUAAGUCGACUGCAUGUUAUACGGCUGAGUGUUUCGAGCAAGCGGAUGAAUACUGCGAAAAGCGAUUUACCAGAUGGUGAUAAUGUCGGAUCGGAUAGCGAGUGGGGCUUGUCUACUGAUGAUGAAGAUUGGGAUGCACAGGCAAACGAAUACGAUGAUGCAGACGAUGAACCCGUAGAUGAACCAAGACCAACAACCGAUUGGACCAAUGGUGAGAUUGAUGAAGCAGAAGCUGAUUAUAGUGAGUAUGGCAGAGUCCCAGACGAAGAUGUGCGCGAGAAAAAGGUUCCGCUUGAUGAUAUCCGGCUCAAAGGACGCUGCUAUAAUGAAGGAGGACAUUUUGAUAAGUAUAGGGACGCCGUUAUCAAGGUUGGACAGCGUUUUGCAAGCAAGGAUGAACUUCUAAAUAUGUGUCGAUUGAUGGCUGUAGUGCACAGAUUCUCGUUUCGUGUCUUCAAGUCCUCACCAGCUCUCUUUGUUGCCACUUGCAACGUAAACGGAUGUGCAUGGCGAGUUAGGGCGUCUCUGAAGAACGAGGCAAUCGCGUUUUUCGUCACAAAGUAUGUGAGUACUCAUACUUGUUAUGUCGCAGACCGAGUAGCGAACCGGAAAAGCUGCACACCAAAAUAUAUCGGCGCCUUAUUCAUAGAGAGGGUUGGGAUUAUCGAGGGAAUUGUGCCUGAACACAUCGUCAUAUCCAUGAAAGUGAUGUUCGGCUUGAAGCUGAACUAUACGACAGCAUACAGGUCUUUGAGAGCUGCUCAUGAAUACGUCAGAGGGACACCUGAAGACGGGUAUGCGAACUUGGCUUCAUACUUGCAUAGAACGAAGGAAGCAAACCCUGGAACUAUUACCGACCUUGUCCGGGAUAAACUUGAUCGCUUCAAGUACUGCUUUAUAUCUUUUAGAGCUUGCAUGGUUGGUUUUCAGUACUGCAGGCGAGUGGUUAUUGUUGAUGGGACUCAUCUGACGGGGAAGUAUGGUGGUACACUUCUUGUCGCAGCCGGGCAGAUGGGUUGCUUCACUCAGGACUUCCCACUUGUCAUUGUCUCUGACAGACACCCAGCUAUCGCAAACGCAAUUGAAACUGUCUUCCCAUGGGCAACAAGAGGGAUUUGCUAUUACCAUAUGCAGAAUAACAUCAUCGGAACUUACCAUGCAAAGGAUAUCAUGUAUAUGGUGAAAGGUGCGGCAUAUGCGCACAACCUUGAUACAUACAACUGGGAAAGAUUCAACAUAAAGACUAGCAAUAUAGCGGAGUCAAUCAACUCUGCUGUCAAGAAAGCGAAGGGAUAUCCAUUACCUUCUCUCUUAGAGUUUAUCAGAGAAAAGCUGAGCCACUGGUUCAUGAAGAGGCGUGAAAAUGCUCUAACUCUCACCACACUCCACAGCAAAGGAGUUGAGUACUUGUUGGCCGUGCGUGAGCACUAUGCCGGUUUUAUGGACGUAGAGCGCAUAGACGAUUGGCAGUUCAGUGUCAAGUCUGGAGCAGGCUUGUACAAUGUAGAUUUGGAACUCCGAACAUGCUCUUGUGGGGUGUUUGAAGUUGAGAAGAUACCUUGCUCACACGCCAUUGCUGCAAUUAACGACGCGCGCUUACUUGUCUCUUCAUACGUGAGUCCAGCGUACAAUAAAAACACUGUACACGCUACCUAUGCGCAUCCGCUCUAUCCUUCAGCAUCAAACUUUUCAUUCGUUAAAAAGGAACCUUGCCGUCCCCGGAGCCUGCACCGGCCCCUGGCAGGAAAAAGAAAUCAAGGUGGCAAACUUGGUUAG